Molecule: messenger RNA, 924 nt
Organism: Didymodactylos carnosus
Lineage: Eukaryota; Metazoa; Rotifera; Eurotatoria; Philodinida; Philodinidae
Source: the annotation of a GenBank genome assembly
AUGAGUACAAGUGGCGUUAAUUCUAAACGAUCGCUUGAACAAGCAAACGAAGCGUUUGUUGAUGAAAAAUAUCAAGAAGCAUUGCAUUUAUAUUCAAUUUCACUCGAGCAAGAUGAUAAAUCUGAUGUAUCAUAUACAUCUAAAGUAAUGUCAUCACGUGCACAAUGUCUAUUAAAAAUGGCUAAAUUUAAUGAUGCAUUGAAUGAUAGUCUCAAGGCUUUAGAAUUGGAUGAUAAAAAUGUCCAAGCUUAUUUAAGAAAAGGAUUAUCAGCAUAUCAUUUGGGUAAAAAAGAUGAAGCACUGGAAUCAUUCACUUCCGGUCUUAAAAUUGAUCAUGAACAAUCUAUUGAAUCUCAGAAGGAUACGUCCAGUCAGCAAGAAGAAAAAAAUAUAGCAUCUGCAGAAAAAACACAGAUGCUGAGUGUUAAUACUAGAUUAGUAUCUGGUAGUGAUUAUAGUCUCGAAAUUGAUCUUGCUCACCUGAUUGAUAGUAAACGAACAGAUUUUAAGGUUUCUACUGUUAAUGUUGAAAUCAAAUUAUUUAAAAAAGAUGCAGUUCAAUGGGCAUCUCUCGAUGCACAACAUAACCCAAAUGCUCCGCCAGUUCUCAUGAAUAAACCGAUGACGCAACAACAAGUUCCACCCACUUAUCCCUCGUCAAGUCGUCAUCGAAAGGACUGGGAUAAGCUUGAAGUGGAACUGAAAAACGAAGAAAAAGACGAGAAGUUAGAAGGCGAUGCUGCUGUUAAUCAAUUGUUUCAACAAAUUUAUCGCGAUGGUUCUGACGAAACUCGUAGGGCUAUGAACAAAUCAUUUUCUGAAUCAGGAGGAACAGUUCUAUCAACAAAUUGGGAUGAAAUUAAACAGAAAAAGACGGAUUUAAAAGCUCCAGAGGGAAUGGAAUGGAAAAAAUAUGAUACCUGA